AUGUGUCCUGAUUCUCAACCGACGAGGAUGGGGAGGGAGAAGCCUCCCCUCCCCUCCCUACCCCCUCCAUCAUCGUCAUCGUCAUCCCCCGUAAUCGAUGGUGCACUGCGAGGAAGGGGAUGGACAAGUUCCGUGGCGGGGGGCGAGGGCCGCCUUGGUUGUCGGUAACUACUGCCACGACGUCCUCUUCCGAGAUGGCCGGGUCGUCGGCGAGACCCUUGGCGGCGCCGCCUCCUUUGUCUCCAACGUUCUCGACGCCCUCUCUCCCUCCUCGCCCAACUCCCCCUCCCACCGCUACGUCGCCAGUAUGUUAAGCAAGAAUUAGAGAGGAAAACAGAGCAAUGUGAUGGCUUAUGUGGGAGACAUGUUACAGUGGAUCAGAAGUCAGGUAUGCAUGAGAAGUUCCAUGCAUCCCUUGUUGAAGCUGCAAGGUUCACAUGCACUGCCAGCUCAGCUGAGUGCAGAGAUGAUCAAGAUGACAAUUGCCAAUAGAGACUUCCAACUAAGUUUUGCUGACAGUGGUUCUAAGCUUUAAAACUAGGAUAACAAGAGAUGGAUUGAUAUUCAAUAGUCUCAAAAGCAGGAUUGCUAUCUUAUGUUGGUCCGUAUAUUUUAUUACAGAGGAAUGUUUUGAAACUACAAUAUGUAACUCAUAAAAGUUCAAAGAGUUCAGACACAUGACCUUAUUAGUAAAGGCCAUGCUCAAUAAUUUUUGUUAAAAUACUUGAUUAUGCAAUUCUGGACAAUUUCACACCCUUUUUAUUAUCGCC
This is a messenger RNA of Elaeis guineensis (African oil palm), 770 nucleotides long. The record is from RefSeq and is a predicted model, not a curated record. NCBI's taxonomy places the organism in Eukaryota, Viridiplantae, Streptophyta, Magnoliopsida, Arecales, Arecaceae.